AUGAAUUGUGUGGACAAGGAGGUUAUACAAGAUGAUAUGAGUGUUGAUUGUAAGUUUAAAGCGUACGAACUUGUUUGUCAAGGAUUGAAGAUCACUAAUGAUAGUGUCUUGAGCAUUGAUACUCAUGAAAUAGGAGGCAAAGAUUUGUUUAAGAAUGAUGAUCAACAUCCUCAAUAUUACAGUGACAUAUACUUUACUUACAGUGACAUAUACUUUGUUCUUGAGAAUAUUAAUGUUAUGGACUGGGCCGAGCAGGCCCAGCUCUUCUUGCUAGCCGUGCAGGCCCAAUACAUUUUGGCCCAUUUGCUUGAUUACCGCUGCGAAUCAUUCAAGCAUGAAGACCACGUGUCACGCUUCAGCGAAGGAUCCGGACAACCUCCUCUGAAUUCUACACCACGCUCAUCUAGGACGUGGGUACCCCCCCAUCCUGUUAUUCAAGCCAGAUCCAGCUACUGUGAAGAUUCUUCUGAUCAGCUCAUCGAGGGUUCCACCCCCGAGGGGACGAAUCGACAUCGGCGGGAGGGACAGCAGCAUACCGCUGACGGGAAAAGGGGACAGAGGCAUGAAACCUCGCAACCCAACAGAAGACAGCAACUCCAGACCGUCGAGCAAGUUCGAAACGGUGGCAACGAGCAGCCUCAACCCCAGAAUGGACCAGAGCAGGCUCAUAACCUGAACGAAACUGACGCCAGAGACGGGCAGGUUGCCUCUUCAUUCACCCGUACCUAUGAAAGGCGAAGAGUUCACCACGAAGACGACCAAGAGCGCGUCGAUAUCCCCGAGGACGCUGACCCCACUACCGUCCUCCUGCUCAAAGAAUUGCAGAAGACAAACCGUCUCAUCCAACUUCAAGGUGACCGUAUUCACGAGCUAGAAAGGAAACGACGAUAUCGCUCCCCCUCGCGGAGACACCAUCGAUCGCGCUCCUAUUCUUCCUCGCCCUCACCACCGAGGAUGCAUCGUCGGCGCUCCCCAUCAUCUUCGCGCUCCCCGCCUAAAAGAUAUCAUCGCCAGAGAUCAUAUUCCCGCUCUCCACUGAGAAAGAGCAAGAAGAAUCAGAGACCUAAGACCACAGAAACUGGGAGCCUCUCCCCCGAACGAGACUCCCGAGGCCCCUCCAAAGCCGUGUUGAAGCCCCGCAAGCGUUACCCACCCCGGGACAACCGCAAAAGUCCGGGCAGAGCACAGGUGAAAUCCCAGCGAGCCAGACACUCGACCUCUCCAGGACCAAGUGACGAGGAAGACUUCCGCAGCCCCUUGUCCGAAGAAAUGCGAAGAGCUCGUCUUCCACGAGGGAUGGAAAAACCACCAACCUUGGACCUAUACGACGAAACUACCGAUCCCGAUGACCACAUUCGAAGCAUCGAAGUCAUCAUGGAUUAUCCCAUCGUCCGAGGCUCCAUCAAAUGCCGCAUAUUUCCGACCAUGCUCAGGAAAGGAGCAAUGACGUGGUACAGGAAUCUUCCCCCCAACUCCAUCCACUCCUGGACCGAGCUUAAGGAACUUUUUUUGAGCCACUUCACAGCCUCCCGUCGGCAACCAAAGUCGGAGGAGAACCUUGAAGCUGUGAUCCAAUCCAAGGAACCAACAAACCCCUCCGAGACUACCUCGACAGGUUCAACAAAGAGGUCGUCCAAGUGCAGACGACCGAUUACAUGA
Molecule: messenger RNA, 1659 nt
Organism: Vicia villosa (hairy vetch)
Lineage: Eukaryota; Viridiplantae; Streptophyta; Magnoliopsida; Fabales; Fabaceae
Exons: 5
Coding region: 1-1659 (552 amino acids)
Source: RefSeq, a predicted model, not a curated record